Messenger RNA from Rhinolophus ferrumequinum (greater horseshoe bat), 9785 nucleotides. It is a transcript of the gene SLC16A10, whose product is annotated as solute carrier family 16 member 10. The record is from RefSeq and is a predicted model, not a curated record. Gene Ontology annotation, biological process: transmembrane transport. NCBI's taxonomy places the organism in Eukaryota, Metazoa, Chordata, Mammalia, Chiroptera, Rhinolophidae. The transcript is spliced from 6 exons. Bases 285 to 1880 code for a protein of 531 amino acids. Gene Ontology annotation, molecular function: monocarboxylic acid transmembrane transporter activity.
CGGUGGGGCGGGGGGCGCCUUUAGGAGCCGGCCGCGGGCCGCGGGUCCGUAGGGGUGCGGGGCUGUGGACUGGGAGGCCCGAGUGCUGAACCCUGAGACUCCUGCGCGCUCCCGCUUUCCUCGCAGCAGCCUCCGCGCCCUGCGCCGCCCGCCCAACGGGGGCUCCACAGCUCUCGCCUCGGCCUCACUAGCCGGUCCGCCCGGCUCUAGGCAGCUCCUCCGGGAGCCCUCCGAGAACUGGUGCCCCUCGCGUUCCCCCGGUGCUCGACGGGGCCGCCUAGGGCAUGGUGCCCUCCCCGGCUAAGCGAAACGCUGCCGAGCGGGAGACGGGCGAGACAGAGUCGCUCGACCCCGCACCCAUGGGGGCCAACCCGCUGCCCGGCCUGGGCCCCUCAGACGGCCCCGAGGCGGCCGCCGAGAAGCUGGAGGUCGAGUUGGUGGAGCCCACGGGUGCCGAGCCCCCUCAGCCUCCCGAGGGUGGCUGGGGCUGGCUGGUGAUGCUGGCGGCCAUGUGGUGCAACGGGUCGGUGUUCGGCAUCCAGAACGCCUGCGGGGUGCUUUUCGUGGCUAUGCUGGACACCUUCGGGUCCCAGGACGAUGACCAGAUGGUCUUCAAGACAGCAUGGGUAGGUUCUCUCUCCAUGGGGAUGAUUUUCUUUUGCUGCCCAAUAGUCAGCGUCUUCACGGACCUAUUUGGUUGUCGGAAAACAGCUGUUGUGGGAGCUGCUGUUGGAUUCAUUGGACUCAUGUCCAGUUCUUUUGUGAGUUCCAUCGAACCCCUGUAUCUCACCUAUGGGAUCAUAUUCGCCUGUGGCUGCUCCUUCGCCUACCAGCCUUCGCUGGUCAUUUUGGGACACUACUUCAAGAAGCGCCUCGGCCUGGUGAAUGGCAUUGUCACCGCCGGCAGCAGCGUGUUCACAAUUCUGCUCCCUUUCCUUUUAAGGGUUCUGACUGACAGCGUGGGCCUUUUCUACACACUGAGGGUCCUCUGCAUCUUCAUGUUUGUUCUCUUCCUGGCCGGCUUUACUUACCGACCUCUUGCUACCGGGGCCAAAGAUAAAGAGAGUGGAACCAAAGGAGGCGACAAAUUCUCCCUCUUUUCCAGGAGAAAAAUCAGUCCUCCAAAAAAAAUUUUCAAUUUUGCCAUCUUCAAAGUGACAGCUUAUGCAGUGUGGGCAGUUGGAAUACCACUUGCGCUAUUUGGAUACUUUGUGCCUUAUGUUCACUUGAUGAAACACGUGAAUGAGAGGUUUCAAGACGAAAACAAUAAAGAGGUGCUUCUCAUGUGCAUUGGCAUCACUUCAGGGGUCGGACGGCUGCUCUUUGGGCGGAUUGCAGACUACGUGCCUGGCGUGAAGAAGGUUUACCUUCAGGUGCUUUCCUUCAUCUUCAUCGGUGUGAUGUCCAUGAUGAUUCCCCUGUGCAGCGUCUUUGGGGCCCUCAUCGCCGUCUGUCUCAUCAUGGGCCUCUUCGAUGGAUGCUUCAUUUCCAUUAUGGCCCCCAUUGCCUUUGAGUUAGUCGGUGCCCAGGAUGUCUCCCAAGCAAUUGGAUUUCUGCUCGGACUCAUGUCUGUACCCAUGACUGUGGGCCCACCCAUUGCAGGGUUACUUCGUGAAAAGCUGGGCUCCUACGAUGUGUCAUUCUACCUCGCCGGAGUCCCUCCCCUUAUUGGAGGUGCUGUCCUUUGUUUCAUCCCAUGGAUCCAUAGUAAGAAGCAAAGAGAGGUCAAUAAAACCACUGGAGGAGAAAAAACAGAGAAAAUGCUGGAGAACCAGAACUCUUUGCUGUCAAACUCACCUGAAAUCUUUAAGAAAGAAUCUGAGUCUUCUUUUAAUGUCCAACACACCUCCACCAGACUGGACUUGCUUUCAGAAGUUUAAGCAAAUUUUCCUUUUAUAUGAAUUACAAAUUUCUUAUUUUUUUAAUCACAUCCUAAAAACAAUAGCACAAUAAUUGGGAAAUAGAACUCUUAUUACACAAGAACCAUUUUCUGCCACUUAAUAGCUGUCUGAUAUUUCCAUGAGUCUGAGGGCAGAAACUGGUACAUGAAAACAUGUCUGAAAGUCAAAUAUUGUGAGAAUUUGAAGCUACCGUGUUUUCCAGAAAAUAAAACCUAGCUGGACAAUCAGCUCUAAUGGGUCUUUUGGAGCAAAAAUUAGUAUAAGACCCGAUCUUAUAUAAGAUCGGGUCUUAUAGUAAAAUAAGACCAGGUAUUAUAUUAAUUUUUUCUCCAAAAGACGCAUUAGAGCUGAUUGUCCAGCCAGGUCUUAUUUUCGUGGAAACAGGGUAUUUCAGUAAAAAGUACCUUUGGAAACUGUGAAUGCUACUCAGCUUCUACAAAUAUUUAAAAAUACCUCAAGCUGUACUGAAAGGUUUGCAAUUUGGUUAGGACUGGAAAUAUUGUUUGUUGUCUCACGUGCUUGUUUUUAAUUCUGGUAUCUCUAUUUUAAUAUCUUCUGCUAUUUGGAAACUUGUUAUAAAAUUUAAGUCUCGAUUCUAGAUAAUGUGAAAUCCAGCUAAACCUCAAGUUUAUGUUCAAGUUGCUUGCUUGCUGUUAAAUAAGCUAUGAAAUACAGUUGUUGGCACUUGCUCUAGUGUCAGGGCCCUUCUUGGAGCAGACGAUAACAAUGUAUUCAGCAUGAAUACAUGAGAUGAGAAGGAUCCUGUUCGUAAGAGCAGAGCAGUUCAAAAAUCAGGCAUUUCUUCCAUUUACGUGUGUUCCUUUUGGGUUUGCAGUGCAUUUUGCUCAAGUAGCCAAAUUCUAACAAUAAAGUAAAAUAGAAUGAAAGAAAGAUAUCCUAGCAAUUUUAACAUACAAUUUUUCUAACUACUGAAUUUGUUAGCGCUGGGACCUGGUAUUCAAACUAGUCUUAUUGAGCUUGUAUCAAGUUGUAGUUUCAGGCAUAAACGGUGGGGAAAAAUUUUUGUUUGUGAUAAUAAUAUCUAUUUCUGAUAGAAACAGUUGCUCGAAUUGGUUUAUGAAAUUACUGGGUCUAGAAAGGCUAAAAAUAUUUACAAAGAGAAACAACUCCUACAUUUCCAAAACCUUCUGGCAGAAAAUUGCAUUCAUAUGUUUUUAUACUAGUGUGCCCCCAUAACAUUCCCAGUAUUUUUUCUGUGUAUACAAAGACAAUUGUAAGAAAACCAUUAGAGUUUCAAAUACCUAAAAUUAAAAUCAAAGACCCAUACUCGUGUACAAAACAUAGGAACACUUUCCUCAUCCCUGAAAUUAUACUUUAGUACAUUUUUGUUUCUUAUUUAGGUCUUAAAUAGUUAACAACAUGCGAAGUAUAUUUAAAUCUUAAAUAUAUUUAAAUCUUAAAUAGGGAUGGGAAGUAUAUUUAAAUCUUAAAUAUUUCAAAUGUAUCUUGUCCACCUGGGGAAAAUGUCAUUUUCUAAAGCACCUCCAAGAUCCAUCUGUUUCUAAAUUCUCUGUAAGGAGAGAAAGUUAGUGUGUUAUCUCCCUACUUUACUUUUCAGCUUCUGUUGUUUCCGAAAGGCAAAGUCCGUCCAUUCCUUGUCUCUAGCUAAGGAUGGAGAUACCUGGAAAGCAUAUGUAUUUAUAGCUGCUAGGGGGCUCGCAGGGGACUGGAGGGAAGUGAGGCUGUUAAACAGCUAGAAAACCCCGUAACUUUUCCUUUCAGUAUCAGCUUCCUUAUCUGCAACCUUGAAAGUUCAAAGUGGGAACACUAAAUGUGGAAUCUAUUUUUAAUAGGAUUUAAAUAAUUUUGAUUGUGAAGACAUUCAGCAAUUUACUAUGUCAUACACACAGUUGCAACUUACUACUUCCAAUACUUCCAUAUUUCAUACUGAGGAGACUUAGGUAAUUUGUUUUUUUGGAAGGGUCAAUAAACAAAAUAAAACAAAACACCCCCUACAUUUGACCACACUGCCCUUUCAUGUUCUUAUUUUAAACUUUUAGAAAAUGACUUAGAAAUGAUAAUGUAAUACAUUAUUAGGUUCUUCAUUUAUUCUUGCCCAGUUAUAAAAAACAUUAUUUCCUGGUUAUGAUCAGUGCUUUUGAGAUCAGCAAAAACAUACAACUAAGACUAAUCAUCAAACCUGCCAUUAUAACAUUUUUUUUUACAGUUUUAGCAGACUCCUAAGACUACCCCCACCACCAAUUUUACAGAACGAAUAAUUCUGAAAUAGAAUGCUCACUCUGUAAAGACCUCCAAAGUGUCUUCCCUUUCAAAAUUUGGUCGAUUUUAGGGGGGAAAAGGUAAUAAUCUGAAACUCGAAGAUUUGAUCUUGCUUUGUGAGUUUCCAUAUUAAAAGAGCAACAUGACUUAAGUAUUUAUAAUAAAACUUAGAUCUCAUAAUAUUACACAAUAUAUUGCAAAUAUGUAGUUUUCAGUCCAAUGGAAUGAAUCAAAUAGGAUCUAUAACAUCAAAAAAGCUCCAUUGUAGGAGACUCUUAUGAAGAAUACUGUGCUGUAAUAUAAAAUUAAAAAGAAAAACUAUAAAAGGUACAAUGUUAAGUUCCACAAACGCAUAUUUAGUAAUAUGUUUGAUACAAAAGUUCUAUAAGUCUAAAGUUCUAAAAGGUCUACAAACUAAGAAAAUGAAAAAUACUAAUAUCCAUCAUCAAGAUGUGUUGCAGACCAAGAAAUAUUACAGACCAAUAAAAUAUUUUCUUUUCCUCAAAGUAAAUCCUCUUCAAUUUCUGAACAGAGUGUUACUUUGCCAUAAAGUGAUCUGAUGGGCCUAAAUUUUGUUUGUUUAAUCCGGAUACUUUAUUGCGAGGAAAAGAAUAGGGUCGGAACUCUGUAUUCUGUUUCAUUAUCCUAAUUCUGAUAAAACUCAGCAAAUUCUCACAUUCAAAAGGUUGUGGCAUCCGAGGCCAAGAAUAACAUAAGAAGGGAAUAAUUAGUAUUCCUCCUUCUAGAAACUCUGGAUCAGAUACACUUGUAACUGAUGCUCAGUGGGCUUCCAGAAACACUUUGGUUCAUUUCACUGCAGUGGUUAUUAUUGGGAUCCAUCCAUUUCAGUAAUAAACCACCCAGGUUACUGAUGCUUUAUUCAAAAUGUAUAAAUCUCUUUUAUCACAGUUGCAAUGCUUAGUCUAUAGCCCUACUACAAGACUUGUAAUUUCCUCUGGAAAUUGCAUAGUGAUUGCAUUAUUUCCAAUUCUAUUCAUAAAUAGAAACGACCUCAUUUACGUUUCAUAAUCCAUGAUCUGUUUAUACAUAUUUGCAGAUGAUCACAUGGGCUCUGCCCAAGUAUGGAGACACCUUUAAUGCUAUUAGCUUCAACUGCUUCUUAUACUUUUAAAGUAAAUGUACACUUAGUUGGAAAGUAAACAUGUAUAUUUACUCUUUUCAUAUUAUCUUUAUCCUUACCAUUCUUUUUCUCUUUAAUUACCCCUACCCUUCAAAAAUCUGCUGGAGAGUCCAAUUAACAUCCUCGCUUAGUUCUAAGGGCUGUCCAGCUGCACUGCGUACUGGUCACUAUAGUUUCAGAGGAUGGAACCCCAUCCACUUUUGUGUAUCUUGGAGAAUGGCUUGUUCUCAGCCUUCAGUUUAGAGUUCUAAUGGUCUGUAUUGAAAAAGUUCUUUUAAUUAUAUGCUAAAAAUUUGGAGGGGAAGUCCUAAGUUUCAUGUAAUUGGAUCUCUUGUGCUAACAUAUAAAACUUUAUUUAAAUGUUUUGAGGUAAAUGCUUUGAGAGAAAAAACUGUCAAGAUCUUGGCAUAAUUAUUUUCGGAGCAUAAUUUUUUUACCUUGAUUUUCCUAUUCCUUUAAAGUUUCGCCAAAUUUUAGUCCUGAGAGCACGUCAUGGAGGAUGGCCUGGAAUGUAGUGCGCCUCUCGGAUGUACCUCCUAAGAACCGUCCUUAGGCUGGGUCACACUUCAUGAUGAGUCUAGAUCAGGGGUGUCCAAACUGCGGCCCGCGGGCCAACUGCGGCCCGCAAUCCAUUGUUGAUUGGUCCACAGCAAAUUCCAAAAAUAUAUUUAGUUUACUUAAAUAAACCAGGUGAGGCGAUACGUACUUCACCUCGAGUGAGUGGCCCGGCUGUUUGUGUAUUUUACCGCAUAUGGCCCUGGGUGAAAACCGUUGAAAAAAGUUUAGACACCCCUGGUCUAGAGGUACAAGUGGAAAGGGUAAGCUAAUUAGCUCCAAUUUUUAUAUAUGGAAACAAUUUAAAUAAAUAUGUAAAACUUAUUUAAACUCUUUAGGAAAUUUUGAACACUGAAAACGUCAUCGUUGCUGGCAUAAACCAUAAGGAGCAAUUUCAGUAUUGUGUGUUGCUUUUUUCCAAUGUGUCAAAAGUAGGAGGAAGUUAAACUUUAUUACUUUCUUCUUGCAUCUAUGUUAUUUUUUAAUUUGAAAGACAUGUGGUGUCUUGGCGUAUAGAAAAAUGCAUCAUCGAUAAGAGUUUAACUCUUAAAAACACAAACUUUUUGCCUUAUAAUCAAAACACAAACCAAUUAGCCAUUCAUCAUGGUGAAGUGGAAGGAGAACACACUACAGAAGGAAGGCGUGCUACUUUACUGACAGUCAUGAAUGCUGCUCAGAUUAUACUCGCUGACUUUUGUUGAUGAUUUAGUGUAAGGGAAAUAAAAAGACCCUCCAGAGAGAAGUCUGAGAACAGUUCAGGGAACCACGAGGCGGGAGCAGCGUCAGACAGCUCCUGGGCUCAUUAUCAGCUCACAGCCACAGCCAUGUUUAUCCUUUAUUUGUGGGCAGAGGCUAGUGCUUUGUUUUAUCGAUAUGAUACAGUGAUAGGUUACAAUUCUCAAGAAUAAAGGGCCAAAUGCCUGUAACAUUUAGUUAAAUGAAACCUGCAUUUAACUUAGAAUCACAAUUGUUGAACUAUCCUAAACGUGGACUUUAUCAGAUGAUUUCUGAAACAAUAAAGAACCAUGAAACAAAUCAUUGCCACAUCUUGAAUCACUCAAGGAAACCUUGCAAUUUGGGACAUAUAUUACUUAGUUUGUCCUUUUAAAAAAUUAUCAAUUUUUAAAUAGUCAACAUGGAUAAUCUUGACCUUUGUACAUUCACAGAAAUCCCCCAUGGUACUAUUUUCUUGACAGAUAUGACAUAGGAGGCUACCUCAUUUAGGACACAAUAGACUUCAAUGUUUUACUGGUAUGUUGGAAGGACAUUGGGAAUGAAAUGAAACCUUUCUAAGUACUUGAUCAUAACAGUCCACCUACCUCAGCUUUCAGUGUCCAACUAAAAGCCUUGCUUAAUCACCUCUUGUCUAAUCAGAAGGAAGCUAAUGGCGCUUUGGGGAUUAAAAGGCGAGGGAGGGCAAGUUAUUAAGGGGUCAGAAUAUCAGUAGAAGUGCUUAAGUGCUUUGUUCUGGUAAAUGGAUAUAAAAGAACAAAAGAGAAAUAUUAACUAAUGUGCCCUGUGGAUAAUCUCAAAAAAGGAAAAAAAAAACUGAAUUUAUAAUCCAUGCACAAAAAUGAACACUUACUAAAAUGCUUUACCAGUGGCUUUUCAAAUUAUACUGGCAGCUUGACAAUGAGGUCUUGUUUUCAUUUGUUUUCUUUGGCAAGAAGAUGGAGGACCACUGACAAGAGAUGGUAUGUUUGUGCCCUAACCUUACAGCUUACACGUGGAAGUCCUGGAAGAGGCUCCCCUUUCCUAGUGGUAAUGAGUUUUCUGUCUCCCUGGAGUUUUUGAAAAUGCUGUUGUUGAGUGUAGCAACAGUAUAGGAGUCAACCCACAAGUGUCCAAUCUGUAAAGCUAUUUUUAGCCUUUCAAUAUGAGUGCUGUAAGAAGAGUAUUUUGGAGUUGAAUGUCACUAAGCAUGUAAGGGAUAGGAACUAUCUAUAUAAAAUAACAUUUAGAAAUCAAAUUUCAUACGUGAUAUUAUUUUGGAGACUCUGAUAUGUAUGACUUUUAUUCUUUACCAGAUAAUACUUUUUAGUUAUCAGAAGAGUGGACUUUAAAAAUAUUUUAAAUGUGUAUAAACACAAACCUUUUCUACUGUGAUCUUCCCUAAAUGUAGUCUUUUAUAGUAUGUUCUAAUAUGCUAGAAAGUAAUGGGUAAAUGUGUCUUUUAUAAUUCAGCCUAUACUGGAAUAUUAAUUCAGGGAUGGAGGGCUUGUUAUCAAGGUGCUGUAUUUUGACCCGAGGCUCUGAACGAGCAGACUGUGUAUUUGGUGCCUUUUUUCCUACCAAAGAAAGAUUAGAUCAAGAUUGGUGCUAAAUUUCAUGUUCCCUUCAAAAUUAUUUUUUUCUUUUAAGUAUAUAUAACCCAAUAGGAAACGUAUAGACCCAGGGGUGUUAUGUAUGUUGCAUUUUGUAUAUGUAUGUAAGGGGGAAAACCUCACAUACAAAGCAAUUAUUGAGUUCAAAUAUUACUUAGAGGUAUGUAAUUUUUGUUAAUGUAUAAGGCUUUAGAGUAUACAACUCACAAGAAUAUAAUCACCAAAUGAAAACUUCAUGAUAAACACAGCCCCUAAGGUAAACUGUAAAGAAAAAGUCCCUGGUCAAUGUUUCUAGCACGAAGUUAGCUAUUCCAAGUAUUCUGUAAGUCUGAGGGUAUGUGACAAAAAAUUAUAUAUAUUUUACUAUAUAGUUAUACAUGCACAAAUUACUUUCUGUUGUGUUUAUUUAAGCAGAAAUUGUAAACUAUUUUUCAGGCUGAAAUUGGAGUUCUGGGAGUCAUCGAUUUUAAAACCUGGAUAAUCAGUUACGUACUUUAAAAAAAAAAUUCACACUGAAAAUAUCAUCAUUUAUCUUUCAGAUUUAACAGAAAGAUUUAAAUUAGUAAGGACUGUGUCUAGGUCAGUUUCGGCCAAUCUCAGACCUGUGAUUUAUGGAGGGCUCCCAGCUUCGUGGUUGUGGCUGUAUGACACUCACCUGAAAUUCCACCCAAAAUUCCACGUGGGUUUCUGAGUCCCCAUGUACCUGUAAGUAGGAUUCAGAUGAAGUGGGGACCACACGCUUUUAUUUAACCCUGCUGUCUUUAUAGACUUUGCCUUAACUCUAUUUUCUGAUGAUUUUGUAAAUAUAUGUUAGGAAAAUGAUACACGCUAUCAGACCAUACAUUCAGAAUCUACUCCUGGAUUCUCUGUUAACUGAUUGAUAAUUCUUUUCUACUGUUAACAUGGUUAACGUGGGAAGGAGAAUGGGGGGCUUGUCAAUCAGAAGUUACAGUAGGGUGAGAUUAAAUAUCCCUUUAAGAAUAACUUCUGACGUAACUGUUACUAUAGUGUGGUUUGAGAAAUGUAAGAUUGGACAGGCAUUGCACAAUGCUUGAUAAAUUUGCCUUCUGUCAGUUUGUUCUCCUACCGUUUAUUUUAGCCUGAGCGUUACAACUAUCACAGACUGAACCCUGCAGUAUUAUUAAGAGAGAGUUUGGGUAUUUUAAGUAGCUCCUAGUAUAAUAUGACCUUUUUCAUGCCAACUUAUUUUAAUGUUUAUCUGAAAAGUAGUAUUUAAAUUAUUUUGCAUAUUUUCAAAGUUAGAAAAACAUGCUUUACCUUGGACAUGAAAACCAAAUUAUUCCAAGAGCAUGCUGCCCACAGCCGUGUAACGCUGCUUCUCUACCUCCCCAGGAUGCCAUUUUUGGCACAGGAGUUGUUUAAAAUCUAGAUCUCCAUGUGAAAUGAUUAUGCUGGAUUUGAUCAGUAUGCAGUAUUUUAGUAUGUGCCUUUAAAAAUUUUUAUGUUUCUUUUUAAAGGGUAUAAUUUAUAAUUGAUUUUUAUAAUGUGAAAUUUAAUAGAGACACCCAAAAGAGCUUUGUAAUCAUUGGGAGGAUAAGAUCAUUUUAUGUGAAACAAUGUGAUAUUCUCAGUAAAUACAAUAAAAGCAUUUUAGCAAAUUUC